CUGAAAGCCGCAUGCCGUGAAACUGAAUUUUGCGAGCGCUCAAAUUCACUCGAUGAAACUAUGUUAGAUUUUUCCCUCGUGACGUGUUGCACGUAAAAAGUCUGAUCUUGUGUCGAUUAUUGCAGGAUUGAAACUUUCGAUAAGGGGCGGAAAAUGUCAGAAGUGGAAAUGAACUUUACAAAUAAUGUAUUCGGUUCCGAAUUCGCUCUAAACUCUAAUGUUCAAAUAUCAGCCGCGGAUUUCCACAAUUUCACAACACGGUUUAACAAAACGAGAGGAAGCGGCGCGUCUAGUGGGGUGUUUGAAAGCGAACUAAUUAUACCAUUAUACGCCAUUAUAUUCGUCUUGUCGAUUGUCGGCAACUCUUUGGUGCUUGUCACGCUGGUGAGGAACAAGAGGAUGAGGACCGUCACCAACGUCUAUCUCCUGAACUUGGCAAUUUCCGAUUUGUUACUUGGAGUCUUCUGCAUGCCCUUUACUCUAGUGGGGCAAGUGUUACGUAAUUUCAUAUUCGGCGCUACCAUGUGCCGCCUCAUCCCUUAUUUCCAAGCCGUUUCAGUCUCCGUCGGCGUCUGGACACUGGUGGCAAUCUCACUAGAGCGUUAUUUCGCCAUUUGCAGGCCGCUAAAGUCCCGUCGCUGGCAGACCCAAUUCCACGCCUACAAAAUGAUUGCAGUGGUGUGGCUAGCGAGCCUUUUCUGGAGCGCCCCCGUUUUAGCCGUGUCUUCGCUCAAGGCGAUGAAGGGCCGAGGCCAUAAAUGCCGGGAGGAGUGGCCGAGCAAAAGCAGCGAACAAAUUUUUAAUCUGUUCCUCGAUGCCAUGCUCUUGCUCAUUCCGGUGCUGAUCAUGAGUCUUGCUUACUCGCUAAUUAUGACCAAACUGUGGAAAGGCCUCCGCCGGGAAAUCCAACACAACAACUCCUUCCAGGCGCAAAUGAUCCAGCGAUCUAACAGUUCUCCGACCAUAAACGGCGAACUGAACAAGAGCACCAGUCCCCAAAGCACGUCGGAGCCUUCCGGCAUGAACCACCUGCGCCCGACCAAUCGCCUUCUGCCCCCAAGUCACAAUAAAGCCCACUCGCGGGUUAAGGACGCAAAACACUCGAAAAAAACCGAGUCUGUGAAAAUGUGGUUCAUGAAGGGGAUUGUCCAAGUGCGUUUGCCCGCUUCGAUCAAGAAGGGGUACACUUGUAACACCCAAACUAAAAGCACUUUGGUUCCCCGGUGCGAGCUCACGACACCGUCCUCGGAGCACUGCUCAUACAACGAACUGUGUCCGUCGAACGACGCCAGUUACGCCACUUCUUCGGUGGACGAAACCACCUACCACUUCACCCGACACGCCAUUAGGUCCAAUUACAUGGACAAGAGCAUCGAAGCCAAGAAAAAAGUCAUACGGAUGUUGUUUGUCGUUGUGGCCGAAUUUUUUAUUUGUUGGGCGCCACUACACAUUCUAAACACUUGGUAUCUCUUCUACCCCGAAGAUGUGUACUUGUAUGUGGGCUCGACGGGGAUUUCCCUCGUACAACUUCUAGCCUACAUCAGCUCCUGCUGUAAUCCAAUCACGUACUGUUUCAUGAACCGAAAAUUUAGACAGGCUUUCUUGGCCAUCUUCAAUUGGUACAACGUGUGUUAUUGCUGUGUCUGUAUGGAACCGAAAUCCCACAGAACUCGCACUAAAACAGCUCAGAAGAACGGCAUUCAUAAAAUUAUUCAAAACAACUCCGACGUCUCGUGCAACGAAUCGACCAUUUACAUAGGGCGCCAAAGCACCAUUGGACGAUCCGGUAAGUUAUACAGGAUUUUAUCCACAACCGCCCAAGAGAAAUAAUCGUCAUAAUUCAAAUAAAUAAUUCAGUGUUCUUUUAUUUAAAAAAAAUGUUUACAGCGUCAGGGGUUUCAUAAUCAUUCGGUUAAUUUUCACAUUUUGAAAUUUAUUUUACUGUUGAUGGGCAGCCCGUUUAAUAAAGCCCUUUUGACAGAAGUAGUGGUUUUGGAAGCCGAAGAUCGUGUUUAGCAGCGGCUCAGAAUACGCUUGUGUGUCUUCGUCAACGAGUGGGAGUCGUCUUGCCCAAGUUGUUGCAGCUGAUCCGGACGAUGAAACUUUUAGGUAUAGAAUCACCUGGGUACGACCGCCCAACACGCAAAAUCAUUCCAUAAUUGCCAAUCAGAAUCAACUGUAUUCGUAGAAAAACUUACAGUGCCAAGCGUUAAGCAAUAUUGAAAAUCGACAUUGUUACGGGCUCUUAAACCACGUUAGCAAAAAACUCACAAUGCUUUCACCAUAUAAAACUUUUUGGAUUUUAACUUGGUCUACAAGCCCUGGAAAUCCAUGUUGCUCAAUUGGUUCAAGUACAAAAAUCUUAAAAUAUCAAUGUUUGUUUAAGUACCUGAAGUACUUAAAUCUCUAUUUCAGAAAACACACCAAUAAUACAAAAAUAUAACAAUUAAUUAUGAAAAAAAUCGUGGUUUUUAAUUAAAAUAUGUGUACUAUUUUAAUUGUAUAAAUAAUGUUAAAUUUAAAAAUACUACAAUAAUUAUAUCGUUAUAUUAUCGUAAAAAUCUAUAUUUUUAUCUAUAUUUGAUACGGAAUUGAUGUUUUAAAGACUGACUGUGUAAAAGCUGUACAUGUAUGUAUUAUAUUUUUUUAAUUAUGUAAAUAAAAUAAGCUUAUUGUUUGUUGUAAUUUAACGACGUUAAAGUCGCUUCCGAACGCAACAAACAAUAUAAACCACUCUUACUUAAAUAUUACGAGUAUGUAUAUAAUUAUGUGUCAACAAACGUCGUCCUAUACUGUCUACGAAAACGUUUCUUCAUCUAAUAAAUUGUUAAAUAUUUUA
Molecule: messenger RNA, 2839 nt
Organism: Tribolium castaneum (red flour beetle)
Lineage: Eukaryota; Metazoa; Arthropoda; Insecta; Coleoptera; Tenebrionidae
Product: cholecystokinin receptor type A
Exons: 8
Coding region: 154-1830 (558 amino acids)
Biological process (GO): neuropeptide signaling pathway
Cellular component (GO): plasma membrane
Molecular function (GO): gastrin receptor activity; neuropeptide receptor activity
Source: RefSeq, a predicted model, not a curated record